Molecule: messenger RNA, 4885 nt
Organism: Erinaceus europaeus (western European hedgehog)
Lineage: Eukaryota; Metazoa; Chordata; Mammalia; Eulipotyphla; Erinaceidae
Gene: EPRS1
Product: glutamyl-prolyl-tRNA synthetase 1
Exons: 32
Coding region: 132-4670 (1512 amino acids)
Biological process (GO): glutamyl-tRNA aminoacylation; translation; prolyl-tRNA aminoacylation
Cellular component (GO): aminoacyl-tRNA synthetase multienzyme complex; cytoplasm
Molecular function (GO): glutamate-tRNA ligase activity; ATP binding; proline-tRNA ligase activity
Source: RefSeq, a predicted model, not a curated record
AGGGGCGGGGCGGGGCGAGGCUUGCGACAGCCUCGGCUGGCGCACACGUUGCGUCCUUUCCUUUCGUCGUGUCCAGCGUGGAUCCGGCGGCCAGGCGGGAGCACUGACAGAUAGACGGGCCACCAGGGAAGAUGGCGACGCUCAGUCUGACCGUGAAUUAUGGAGACCCUCCGCUGGGAGCUUUGUUGGCAGUAGAACAUGUGAAAGACAAUGUCAAGAUUGCCAUUGAAGAAGGGAAAGAGAAUAUUCUUCGUGUGUCUGAAAAUGUGGUAUUCACAGAUAUAAAUUCCAUGCUUCGAUACUUGGCCAGAGUUGCAACUACAGUUGGACUCUAUGGAUCUAACCAGAUGGAACAUACUGAGAUUGACCACUGGUUGGAGUUUAGUGCUACAAAAUUAUCUUCACACAGUUUAUUUACAUCUGCAAUCAAUGAGCUCAAUCUUUGCCUAUCUCUGAGAACAUACUUAGUUGGAAACUCCUUGAGCUUAGCAGAUUUAUGUGUUUGGGCCACUCUAAAAGGAAAUGCUGCAUGGCAGGAACAGUUGAAACAGAACAAAGCCCCAGUACAUGUAAAACGCUGGUUUGGCUUCCUCGAAGCUCAGCAGGCCUUCCAGUCUGUGGGUACCAAGUGGAAUGUUCCAACAACCAAAGCUAAAGCGGCAUCUGAGAAAAAGCAAGAUGUGGGGAAGUUUAUUGAGCUUCCAGGUGCCGAGAUGGGAAAAGUUACUGUCAGAUUUCCUCCAGAGGCUAGUGGUUACUUACACAUUGGGCAUGCAAAAGCUGCUCUUCUGAACCAGCACUACCAGGUUAACUUUAAAGGGAAACUGAUCAUGAGAUUUGAUGACACAAAUCCUGAAAAAGAAAAGGAAGAUUUUGAGAAGGUUAUCUUGGAAGAUGUUGCAAUGUUACAUAUCAAGCCAGAUCAGUUUACUUAUACCUCGGAUCAUUUUGAAACUAUAAUGAAAUAUGCAGAGAAGCUAAUUCAGGAAGGGAAAGCUUAUGUGGAUGAUACUCCAGCUGAGCAGAUGAAAGCAGAGCGUGAGCAGAGGCUAGACUCCAAACACAGAAAUAACUCUGUUGAGAAGAAUCUACAAAUGUGGGAAGAAAUGAAGAAAGGGAGUCAGUUUGGCCAGAGCUGCUGUUUGAGAGCAAAAAUUGACAUGAGUAGUAACAAUGGGUGCAUGAGGGACCCUACACUGUAUCGUUGCAAAAUUCAGCCACACCCAAGAACUGGAAGCAAAUACAAUGUCUAUCCAACAUAUGAUUUCGCAUGCCCCAUAGUGGACAGCCUUGAAGGUGUUACACAUGCUCUGAGAACAACAGAAUACCAUGACAGAGAUGAACAAUUUUAUUGGAUUAUUGAAGCUUUGGACAUAAGAAAGCCAUACAUUUGGGAAUAUAGCCGACUAAAUCUCAACAACACUGUGCUUUCCAAGAGAAAACUCACAUGGUUUGUCAAUGAAGGACUGGUGGAUGGAUGGGAUGACCCAAGAUUCCCUACGGUUCGUGGCGUGCUGCGAAGAGGAAUGACAGUUGAAGGAUUGAAACAGUUCAUUGCUGCUCAGGGCUCUUCACGUUCAGUUGUGAACAUGGAAUGGGACAAAAUUUGGGCAUUUAACAAAAAGGUCAUCGACCCAGUGGCUCCACGCUAUGUUGCAUUACUGAAGAAAGAAGUGGUCCCGGUGAAUGUCCCUGAGGCUCAGGAAGAGAUGAAAGAAGUAGCCAAACACCCAAAGAAUCCUGAUGUCGGCUUGAAGCCUGUGUGGUAUGGUCCCAAAGUUUUCAUUGAAGGUGCUGACGCAGACACGUUGUCAGAGGGUGAGAUGGUCACCUUUAUCAAUUGGGGCAACAUAAGCAUUACGAAGAUUCACAGAAACACAGAUGGCAAAAUUGUUUCUCUUGAUGCAAAAUUGAACUUGGAAAACAAAGACUACAAGAAAACCACAAAGAUCACUUGGCUUGCAGAAACAGUACGAGCCCUUCCUGUCCCGGCCAUCUGUGUCACUUAUGAACACUUGAUCACAAAGCCAGUGCUAGGAAAAGAUGAAGACUUUAAGCAGUAUAUCAACAAGAACACCAAGCAUGAAGAAUUAAUGCUGGGGGAUCCCUGCCUCAAGGACUUGAAAAAAGGAGACAUUAUACAGCUCCAGAGAAGAGGAUUCUUCAUAUGUGAUCAGCCUUAUGAACCUGUUAGCCCAUUUAGUUGUAAAGAAGCACCAUGCAUUUUGAUAUAUAUUCCUGAUGGCCAUACAAAGGAGAUGCCAACAUCUGGCUCAAAAGAAAAAAAUAAAACAGAAACUAUUAAAAAUGAGACAACUGCUUCUUUUAAGGAAAAGCAGACACCACCAUUGAAUAAUUCUUGUGCUGUGUCUGAGGACUCUUUAGUUCUUUACAACAGAGUGGCUGCUCAAGGGGACACUGUCCGUGAGCUAAAAACCAAGAAAGCAGCAAAGGAAGAAGUAGAUACAGCUGUGAAACAGCUGUUAGCUUUGAAAGCUGAAUAUAAGGAGAAGACAGGCCAGGAAUACAAACCUGGAAAUCCUCCUGCAGCAGCCACACAGAACGCUUCUCUGGGAUCAUCAGAAAGUCUUCAGGAUAGUAAGUCUCUGUACAAUGAAGUCGCCGCUCAAGGGGAGGUAGUUCGCAAACUGAAAGCUGAAAAAGCCCCCAAGGCUAAAGUAAAUGAAGCUGUAGAAUGCUUACUCUCCUUAAAAGCUCAGUAUAAAGAAAAAACUGGGAAGGAAUAUGUACCUGGUCAGCCCCCAAUAUCUCAGAGUUCAGAUUCAAAGCCAAACAAAAACUCUGAGCCUAGUGGUCCAGAAACAACAGAGGCCAAAGCACUUUUUGACAAAGUAGCUUCUCAAGGAGAAGUAGUUAGAAAACUUAAAGCUGAAAAAGCCUCUAAGGAUCAGGUGGAUACGGCUGUGCAAGAGCUCCUUCAGCUGAAGGCACAGUACAAGUCUCUGACGGGAGUGGAGUAUAAGCCUGUCUCUGCCGUAGGGGCUGAUGACAAAGAUAAGAAGAAGAAGGAAAAAGAAAAUAAAUCUGAGAAGCAGAGUAAGCCUCAGAAACAAAAUGACGGCCAGAAGAAAGACCUGUCUAAAAACCAAGGAAGUGGUGUGUCACCAAGUGGAUCAGGAGAAGGACAGGGCCCUAAAAAACAGACAAGAUUGGGUCUGGAGGCAAAGAAAGAAGAAAAUCUAGCAGAUUGGUAUUCUCAAGUCAUCACCAAGUCAGAAAUGAUUGAAUACUAUGAUGUAAGUGGCUGCUAUAUCCUUCGGCCCUGGGCAUAUUCCAUUUGGGAAUUCAUCAAGGACUUUUUUGAUGCUGAGAUCAAGAAGCUUGGAGUUGAAAACUGCUAUUUCCCCAUGUUUGUGUCUCAAGGUGCAUUAGAGAAGGAGAAGACACAUGUUGCUGACUUUGCUCCUGAGGUUGCUUGGGUUACGAGAUCUGGCAAAACAGAACUGGCAGAACCAAUUGCUGUACGUCCUACAAGUGAAACAGUCAUGUAUCCCGCCUAUGCGAAGUGGGUACAGUCACACCGAGACCUGCCCAUCAGGCUCAACCAGUGGUGCAAUGUCGUGCGCUGGGAGUUCAAGCAUCCUCAGCCUUUCCUCCGUACUCGGGAGUUCCUGUGGCAGGAAGGACAUAGUGCAUUUGCUACAUACGAAGAAGCAGCAAAAGAGGUCUUGGAGAUACUUGAUUUAUAUGCUCAAGUAUAUGAAGAACUCCUGGCAAUUCCUGUGGUGAAAGGAAGAAAGACUGAGAAGGAGAAAUUUGCUGGAGGAGACUAUACAACAACUGUAGAAGCAUUUAUAUCUGCUAGUGGCAGAGCUAUCCAGGGGGCAACAUCACAUCAUUUAGGACAGAAUUUUUCCAAAAUGUUUGAAAUUAUGUUUGAAGAUCCAAAGACCUCAGGAGAGAAGCAGUUUGCCUACCAGAACUCCUGGGGCCUGACAACUCGAACCAUUGGUGUUAUGACCAUGGUGCAUGGGGACAACAUGGGCUUGGUAUUGCCACCCCGUGUAGCCUGUGUUCAGGUGGUGGUUAUUCCUUGUGGAAUUACAAAUGCACUUUCUGAAGAAGACAGGGUUGCUCUGAUUGCAAAAUGUAAUGAUUAUCGAAGGCGAUUACUCAGUGUUGCUAUUCGAGUUAGAGUUGAUUUGCGAGACAACUAUUCUCCAGGUUGGAAAUUCAAUCACUGGGAACUCAAGGGAGUCCCAAUUAGACUUGAAGUUGGACCGCGAGACCUGAAGAGCUGUCAGUUUGUAGCUGUCAGACGAGAUACUGGAGAGAAGCUGACAGUUGCUGAGAGUGAGGCUGAGGCUAAACUUCAGGCUACCUUGGAGGAUAUCCAUCAAAACCUGUUCACAAGGGCUUCUGAAGACCUCAAGACCCAUAUGGUGGUGGCUGAUACAAUGGAAGACUUUCAGAAGGAACUCGAUUCUGGAAAGAUUGUCCAGAUUCCAUUCUGUGGAGAAAUUGAUUGUGAAGACUGGAUCAAAAAGACCACUGCCAGGGAUCAAGAUCUUGAGCCUGGGGCUCCGUCCAUGGGAGCGAAAAGCCUUUGCAUCCCCUUCAAGCCACUCUGUGAGCUGAAGCCUGGAGCCAAAUGCAUCUGCAGCAAGAACCCUGCCAAAUACUACACCUUGUUUGGCCGUAGUUACUGAGAGAUGAAGCAGAGCCCUGUUUCCAAGCCUCCUUACUUUUUUUUUUUUUUUUUAAUUGAUACUCCUCAGACAUAGACAGUUUUCUGAUUUUUUUUUAAAUAAAAAUUCUGAAGGCGGUCACACUAGACAAAUACCUAUUCUUGUGCCUAAAUUACCUGUGGAUAAAAUAAAACUUUUCUGUAAACAACCCCAAUAAUAAAUGCCAUUAACUAAUA